AUGUCGACUUUAAGCCUCCCGCCGGUUCCCGUCUUCCCCAAAGACGAUGCUGUUCAGAUUCACCAAGCUUUUAAGUGGUUGGGAUGCGAUGCUAAAGCAGUAAUCAGUAUAAUUGCCCAUCGAGAUGCUACUCAGCGUUCUUUAAUUCAACAUGAGUAUAAAGAACUCUAUUCUGAAGACCUUCUCAAACGACUGGCUUCCGAACUUCAUGGAAGAUUAGAGACAGCUAUGUUGAUGUGGAUGCAUGAUCCGGUAGGACGUGAUGCCAUAGUGAUAAGGAAGGGACUAUUACCAGCCGUAAUCGAUCUUUGUGCUGCAACAGAAGUUAUAUGUUCUCGCACUCCGUCCCAGAUUCAAUUAAUCAAAGAAACUUACCAGUACAAGUUCGGGGUUUCCAUCGAGCAAGAUAUCGGAAAACACACCUCCGGUCAUCAUAAAAAGCUCUUGGUUGCAUAUGUAACUACACCGCGUUACGAAGGCUUCGAAGUGGAUAUGGAGAUGGCCAUGAAGGACGCAAAGGACAUGUACGAAGCAGGGGAGAAGAGAUGGGUAGCUGAUGACAAAACUUUUAUACGCAUAUUGAGUGAAAGAAGUAGUGCACAAUUAGCAGCUACUUGCACUGCUUAUCACGACUUGUAUGGAGGCCCCUUACAAAAGGUUGUGAAGGGUAAAACAUCCGGGAAGCUCCAGCAUGGUCUCUUGACAAUUUUAAAAUGCUCUCUUAAUCCCGCAGAGUACUUUGCUAAGGUUCUUCGUAAGGCAAUGAAGAACAGCGAUGACCUUACACUUAUGAGGGUGAUCGUUACACGAACCGAAAACGAUAUGCAGUAUGUCAAAGCCGAGUACCUGAGAAAAUACAAAAAGACCUUGGACGACGCGGUUCACUCCGCAACAUCCGGACAUUACAGGACUUUUCUUCUUGCUCUUUUGGGACCGAAAUGUUAGUGUGAAA
Molecule: messenger RNA, 952 nt
Organism: Hibiscus syriacus
Lineage: Eukaryota; Viridiplantae; Streptophyta; Magnoliopsida; Malvales; Malvaceae
Product: annexin D5-like
Exons: 6
Coding region: 1-945 (314 amino acids)
Cellular component (GO): cytoplasm
Molecular function (GO): calcium ion binding; calcium-dependent phospholipid binding
Source: RefSeq, a predicted model, not a curated record